AUGAGUUUUACGGGUUCAUUAGCGCUGGCUGGUAUUGGUGGUUUAGUGUACAAGUUUGGUGGGGGCCAAUCGUAUGAGAAACUGCCAUAUGUAAAUACCCCAUUCAAUCAGUACUUGGAUAAAGUUUACAAAAAGCAUCUCAACAAAGUUAUGAGCCGUACUAGGUACGUGCUAAUGAACUUUUUCAAGGACGCAUUCACAGGAGGUGCGUUCAUGUACCCGUUCAAGGGUUUUUUGGAGUUCAACACCAAUAAGAGCAGUUAUUCAACCACUAUGCUCGGAAUAUUAUCGGGUUACUUGAUAAUGUUUGCUCUAGUGAGCUUUGUCUACUGGGCUACGAUUACACCAAUGUACACGGCCUUUUUGAUUGUGUUGGGUCCUAUUGGGCUUUUCAUUGCUAUUUUUCAUUCAUUUUUACAAGCAAAUGUUUUUACUUUAUUGUUUAUGAGACUCAGUCAUUUUAACAACCAUUUGGUGGAGGUGUGCUUAGAAAAGAAUGGUUUAGAGGAGGACUUUAGUGAUAAGAAACCAAUCAAGUACUACGUGCCCAUCAACUCGAUCUACUUCUGGGCUUAUUAUUUCCCAUUCAAAUUGGUCAAGUACAUGUUGGGCCUAGCAGUUCUUUCCGUACUCUUGGUUAUAUCUUUUUUUCCACUAGUCGGACCCAUUCUUUUCCAUAUUUUGAUUUCUCCCUUCAUUACUCAAAUUUACUUCACCAAAGUUUUACGUUUACAAAAUUUCGACAACAUACAAAGACGUGAGAAUAUCUAUCUCCACGCUGGUCAAUAUGCCUCGUUUGGUUUCCUGGCAGGUUUGAUCGAGUCUGUUCCCAUUUUAGCGGGGUUUGCCAUUUCCACGAAUACUAUUGGUAGCGUUUUAUUUAACCUUGAUCAUCCAAUGAUUCCCGAAACUGUGGUUGAAACUCAAGUUGAAAUUGAAGCAGUACCACAGGAGACCAAUGAGCAAGUGAAUCAAUAA
Molecule: messenger RNA, 978 nt
Organism: Saccharomyces paradoxus
Lineage: Eukaryota; Fungi; Ascomycota; Saccharomycetes; Saccharomycetales; Saccharomycetaceae
Gene: LDS1
Product: Lds1p
Exons: 1
Coding region: 1-978 (325 amino acids)
Cellular component (GO): prospore membrane; lipid droplet; ascospore wall
Source: RefSeq, a predicted model, not a curated record